GGCUCAGUGUCCACCAUUUCAUGCUCUGGAAUCUUCACUCUCGAAAAAGUCGCCUUUCCUCCACCGUUAUAAGCUCUGCCUCCUGAAGCACGUCCCACUUCUUAAAACCAAGGAAACACAAUACGAAUGAGAUUUCUUGUCAAAAUCUUGUCGAAUCUUUGUCUUCCAGCGAUGCUGCUGCUGCUGCGGCUGUGUUUUUUUCUGACAUCAGGACUGGUCACUGGUUACCGUAGUCCUCUGAAUGACUUCCAGCGCUCAGAGGGGCGGGAACUGGUACCAACUUCAUGGAACUCAGCCCACGUUCUCACCCUGUCGGUUCUCAACUUAGAGGAAUGCGCAUCCCACUGCUCUAAUUCACUGGAUUGCAGAGCAUUCAACUAUGAAACACGACCGACGGCCACGUGUAAACACCUGCCCUGGGUCGGUGAUGGCAGGAACGCGGACGUGAAGCGCAACGUCAACUGCGACCUUUACGAGAAGAAGGUCUACGUCCGCAAGUGCAUUGUGGGUAAAGGGGAGGACUACCGGGGGAAGGUUUUCACCACACGAAGCGGACUCACUUGCCAGCAGUGGUGGUCCAAGUUCCCUCACGAUCACAGGUGGACUCCGUUACCCAACAACGGCUUGGAGUUGAACUACUGCCGGAAUCCUGAUGGAGAUCGCAUCGGGCCCUGGUGUUACACGACUGAUCCCGAGCGGCGUUAUGAGAGCUGCAGCAUCCCUCAGUGCAAGGAUGAGGUGUGCAUCACAUGCAAUGGCGAAGACUACAGGGGGCAGGUGGACCACACCGUAAGCGGCAAGGAGUGUCAACGCUGGGACCAGCAGUACCCUCACCAACACAUCUACCAGCCUGAAAAGUACCCCGACAAGAGUCUAGACGACAACUACUGUCGUAACCCUGACGCUUCACCAGUGCCAUGGUGCUACACCACCGACCCCAACGUAGAGCGAGAGAGCUGCGAGAUCAGCAAGUGCACCGAAGUGCGCGUAGAAAAGCGUCAACGCUCCAGCUUCACUACCAACUGCUUCCGUGGGCGUGGUGAGGACUACCGCGGUAGAGUCAACGAGACCACGUCGGGCAUUCCCUGCCAGCCCUGGGACGCGCAGUAUCCUCACGAGCAUCCCUUUUACCCCAACACAUAUGAAUGCAAGGGCUUGGAGGAGAACUACUGCCGUAACCCGGACGGCUCCGAGGCCCCGUGGUGCUUCACAUCUUUGCCAGAGAUGAGGACAGCGCUCUGCCUGCAGAUAAAACGCUGUGCAGACGACAUCGACGCAGAGGAUUGCUAUCAUGAAAAUGGAAGAAACUACCGCGGCAUGGUGCGCAAAACUCGCAAAGGCAUCACCUGCCAAAAGUGGAACGUGAACACACCUCACCACACCAAAAUAAACCCUAAAACGCAUCCUGAGGCCAACCUGACUGAGAACUACUGUCGUAACCCAGAUGGGGACCAACACGGUCCCUGGUGCUACACCAUUGACCCUAAAACAGAGUUUGACUACUGUGCCAUCAAGCAAUGCGCUGGAGAAAGAGUACCCCUCACAGAAGCAGUAGAGAAGGUUGAGUUCAGCGAGUGUGGGAAAAGAGAAGACCGCUUCCAGAGUACCAGGUUACGCAUCGUAAACGGCAUUCCUGGGAACUCGCCGUGGACAGUUAGCUUAAGAGACAGGAAAGGAAACCACUUUUGCGGGGGCGCCUUGGUGGACGCCAGAUGGGUGAUCAGCACAAAGCAGUGUUUCUCUUCCUGCUACGUGGAUCUGCCUGGCUACUCGGCCAUGAUGGGUACUUUGUUCCGUGACCCGCAGGACGGUGAACCCGGCGUGCAAACCAUCCCUCUCACUAAGAUCGUUUGCGGACCCUCCGAGUCGCAGCUGGUCAUGCUGCAGCUGGAAUCCCCGGCUCAGUUUAACGAGCGCGUCUCUCAGAUCUGCCUGCCUCCCGAACGUUACAUCGUGGCCGAGGGGACCUUUUGUGAGAUCGCAGGGUGGGGCGAGACCAAAGGCACUGGAGAUGAGACCGUCCUCAAUGUUGCACAGAUACCGGUUCUCAGCAAUAAGGAUUGCAACAAAUACUUCCGAGGUCGAGUUCGAGAGAAUGAGAUGUGCACCAGCUCCUUCCAGGGAGGUGUGGGAGCCUGCGAGAGAGACUAUGGUGGUCCAUUGGCAUGUCAGAACCACGACUGUUGGGUCUUAGAGGGUGUGAUCAUCCCUAUGAGGCGCUGCGGGCACCCGGGCCAACCCAGCAUUUUCAUCCGCGUGUCGGUCUACGUGGACUGGAUCAAGAAGGUCAUGGGCUUUGCUUAAGGAGGAGGAUUAGGGAAGAAUGUUUGAUUUGAUGUUGAUGUUGUUGUUUUUUUCCAAUAGAACACCAAUGGUAAGAUUUAUUUACCACUGACAUCCUUGACAUAGUUUAAAUCUCUCAAAUUACUCGUAUACUAAAUAAAUUUUCUCAAGGCUGGAACUGAUUGAGGAUAUUUCCAUUCAUUUCAAUUAGACAAGAUGAUUUUAGAUGCGAGUGUUUUGAGCGACGAGCAUGGUCUCAGAACAAAUUAAACUUGGCAGUGCUUUAAGUGGCUGACUCCCACCUCGGGUUUAUCGUAUGCACAGAUUAACUCCCCUGACUGAAUUGAACAGAGCUCCAAAGUCCCUUUUACUGUAUGCCCCCCUGCCAUCUCUCUCCCAAAAAGAAAUCCCUCUUGAGUCGGUCUUUUGAUGGCGGCCACCCCAACCUCUGAAGACACGCCUUUGUCCCUAAUGCCCCACUGUAGCGCUGCACAUUCUUUCUAGUUCUAUAGGAGGAUUUUUGCAACGCGGUGCCGAUGAGCCCACGGAAUUCAGCUUAAAUAAACCUCAAGAUCAGAAGUCCCCAAAAGAAUCCCUGCAGAACACACUGUUCCAUUUUCUGUCUUCUUUUGUAUACCCGACAGUCAAAUGUAAACGCAUUUUUUUCCCAUUCUUCUUUAAAUGAUGAUGCUGCCAGGAACUCAUAAGUGUGGCCUUUCAAUUUGACUCGUUUCAUGUUGUUCAUAUAUGAGUGUCGCUGUUGAGUAAUCUCACACUUCUGGGAAAACAAAGUUUUCGUUUUUUAUAAUAAAUGAAUGCUGCCAAAGAAA
Molecule: messenger RNA, 3113 nt
Organism: Corythoichthys intestinalis (scribbled pipefish)
Lineage: Eukaryota; Metazoa; Chordata; Actinopteri; Syngnathiformes; Syngnathidae
Gene: mst1
Product: macrophage stimulating 1
Exons: 18
Coding region: 127-2304 (725 amino acids)
Biological process (GO): proteolysis; regulation of receptor signaling pathway via JAK-STAT
Molecular function (GO): receptor tyrosine kinase binding; serine-type endopeptidase activity
Source: RefSeq, a predicted model, not a curated record